Molecule: messenger RNA, 1377 nt
Organism: Humulus lupulus (European hop)
Lineage: Eukaryota; Viridiplantae; Streptophyta; Magnoliopsida; Rosales; Cannabaceae
Product: receptor-like protein EIX2
Exons: 1
Coding region: 1-1377 (458 amino acids)
Molecular function (GO): protein binding
Source: RefSeq, a predicted model, not a curated record
AUGGUUGGGACAAUUAAAAGUUAUCCACUAGAAGGGAUUUAUGACUUUUUUGCAAUUGAUUUGAGCUCCAAUCAAUUUGAAGGUCUGGUACCACUAUUUUUCUACAAAUUCGAAUCAGCCUAUCUUUCCAAUAAUAAAUUUUCUAGUCUCAAUUCCUCAUGUGAUGUUAAAGAUGACACACUGUUGAGUUUUCUAGAUAUUUCAUACAAUCGGUUGGCAGGAGAGUUUCCUGAUUGUUGGUCACACUUUCCUAGAUUGGAAAUUCUUAUUCUAAACAAUAACAAAUUAUCAGGAAAAUUACCUACUUCAAUUGGCUCUUUGCCUUGGAUUAAAAUCUUACAUUUUGGUAGCAAUAGUUUGAUUGGGAAUUUACCUUCAUCCUUGAAAAAGUGUAAAGAAUUGACUAUUCUUUACUUGGGAGAAAAUAGAUUACAAGGGUCGAUACCCUCAUGGAUGGGAGUUCUAUCAAAUCUUGUCAUUCUUAGUCUGCGAUCCAAUCAAUUCAAUGGCAGCAUCCCUUCAAGUCUAUGUGAGAUGGCAAGUAUUCAAAUAUUGGACAUGUCAUUAAAUUAUAUCUAUGGAGAUAUACCCAAUUGCGUUGGCAAUUUUACAGCAAUGAAGCAAAGGGUAAGGAUCAAAAGGUAUGUUACUGAAUAUUUUUUGGAUUAUGCUCCCCCUACUGAUACAUCUAUUACUCUUCCCUAUAAUGGAAGCAUCCAUGGCUAUGGUGCUCAAGUGGAGUUAAUAUGGAAAGGAAGGUUGUCUCAAUAUCAAAAUACAUUGGGACUGGUAAAGAGCAUUGAUCUUUCCAGCAAUAAGUUGACAGGGGAAAUUCCAAAAGAAAUUACUCAACUUAUUGAAUUGGUGUCAUUGAAUUUAUCAAGAAAUGAUUUAAGUGGAGAAAUUCCUAGACAAAUCGGUCAUUUGAAAUCUCUAGAUGCACUUGAUUUAUCAAGGAACAAUUUUUUUGGUGAAAUUCCUUUGAGCCUCUCUCAAGUAGAUCGAUUGAAUGUCUUAGACUUGUCAAGAAAUAAUUUGUCUGGCAAAAUUCCAACAGCCACUCAACUCCAGAGCUUUAGUUCUAGUUCGUACAUGGGAAAUCCUCAACUUUGUGGCCUUCCGUUAUUCAAGUGUCCGGAUAAUAUAAACUCAACUACUUUCAAUGAAAUUGAGGAUGAAUACUCUUUCAUAAACCGAGGAUUUUAUGCAAGUAUGGGGCUUGGAUUUGUAGUUGGAUUUUGGGGACUAUGUGGAACUUUAGUGUUCAUCAAAUCUUGGAGAUAUGCAUAUUUCAAGUUAUUGAAUUGCAUGGGAGAUUGGAUUUAUGUGAUGGUGGGAUUACAAAAGGAAAAAAUUUUGAGGAUGAUCAAAUCUUAG